This is a messenger RNA of Loxodonta africana (African savanna elephant), 2873 nucleotides long. It is a transcript of the gene ZNF704, whose product is annotated as zinc finger protein 704. The record is from RefSeq and is a predicted model, not a curated record. The coding region runs from base 1 to 1746 and encodes 581 amino acids. The transcript is spliced from 9 exons. Gene Ontology annotation, cellular component: nucleus. Gene Ontology annotation, molecular function: RNA polymerase II cis-regulatory region sequence-specific DNA binding; DNA-binding transcription factor activity. Gene Ontology annotation, biological process: regulation of transcription by RNA polymerase II. Lineage: Eukaryota; Metazoa; Chordata; Mammalia; Proboscidea; Elephantidae.
AUGCAGGCGCGGCGUCUAGCCAAGCGCUCCAGCCUGGGCAGCCGCCGCGGGGGCGCCGCGCUGCAGUCCCCGGGGCCGGCGCCCGCGCCCGCCAAGGAAGUCGCCUUGCCCGGGCUCCCGUCCCCCGCCCCGGGCCGGGCCCCGGAGAGCUGGAGGCCGCCGCUGCCGCCGCCGCGCACCGCCGGGACCGGCCCCCCUCGGGCCGCUGGGGCCGCUGCUGCCUCCUCGCCGGUGCUCCUGCUUCUAGGGGAGGAAGACGAGGACGAGGAAGGCGGGGGCCGGCGGCGGCGGGGGCUCGGGCGGGUGGAGGAGAAGCCCCGAGGGGGCGCGGAGGAGGAGGAUGACGACGAGGAAGACGAAGACGAGGAGGUGGUCGUCGAGGUGGUGGACGGCGAUGACGACGACGAGGAAGGCGAGGAGCGCUUCGCGCCCCUCGGCCCCAGCCGCGCCGUCCCCAAGGGCCCAGCCCGGGGCGCGUUGAAGGCAGGGAGCAUUAAGCGGGACAUGACCUUCACGUUUCAAUCAGAGGACUUAAAACGUGACUCAAGUAAAAAAAUGUCUCAUCAACACUUGUUCCCCUUGGCCAUGGAGGAAGAUGUGAAAACAGCAGACACCAAAAAAUCUAGCCGAGUCCUUGACCAUGAAAAAGAAAACACUCGCUCCAUCUGUCUUCUUGAGCAAAAACGAAAAGUUGUUUCUUCAAACAUUGAUGUUCCUCCAGCAAGGAAAUCUUCAGAAGAAUUGGACAUGGACAAGGUGACAGCAGCAAUGGUAUUAACCAGCUUGUCAACCAGCCCUUUGGUUCGAAGUCCUCCAGUGCGGCCAAAUGAGGGCCUCAGCGGAUCCUGGAAGGAAGGAGGAUGCGUGCCUUCCAGUACCAGCAGCAGCGGCUACUGGAGCUGGAGUGCCCCCAGCGACCAGUCCAACCCAUCCACGCCAUCGCCACCACUCUCAGCCGACAGCUUCAAACCCUUCCGCACCCAGGCUCAGCCUGACGACGGCAUCGACGAGUCAGAGGCCAGCAACCUCCUCUUUGAUGAGCCCAUUCCCAGGAAAAGAAAGAACUCCAUGAAAGUGAUGUUCAAAUGCCUCUGGAAAAACUGUGGCAAAGUGCUGAGCACCGCAGCAGGCAUCCAGAAACACAUCCGGACUGUUCACCUUGGGCGUGUUGGGGACUCUGACUACAGUGAUGGAGAAGAGGACUUUUACUACACAGAGAUCAAGCUCAACACCGACUCGGUGGUGGAUGGACUGGGCAGCCCAGCCCCAGCGUCUCCCUCCCAGUCCUUGGCUUCACCUCCUGCUUUCCCUAUCCCCGAUUCAAGCCGAACGGAAACUCCUUGUGCCAAAACUGAGACUAAACUGAUGACGCCCUUGAGCCGCUCUGCUCCCACCACCCUCUACCUCGUGCACACCGACCAUGCUUACCAGGCCACACCUCCAGUGACCAUUCCAGGAUCGGCCAAGUUCACCCCCAAUGGCAGCAGCUUCAGCAUUUCCUGGCAGUCUCCUCCAGUUACCUUCACAGGCAUUCCAGUCUCACCAACACAUAACCAUCUGAUGGGCACAGGAGAGCAGAGACAGCACGCUCACACAGUCCUGUCCUCCCCACCCAGAGGAACCGUCAGCCUAAGAAAGCCCAGGGGAGAGGGCAAGAAGUGCCGGAAGGUGUAUGGCAUGGAGAAUCGAGACAUGUGGUGUACCGCCUGCCGCUGGAAGAAGGCCUGCCAGAGGUUCAUUGACUGAGAGACACCACCCACCAGGCGGAGAGGCCGCUGCGCCCCAAGCUACUCCUGCCCUCUCCUUCCACUGCAGGUUUUGAAAAGCGCUUUUCCUUCCAAACAAAAUGCACUUAAAGCCCAGGAAAAGCUCUUCCCGGAAACUUGGUGGAAUUACAGCAAAAAAAAGUCACUACCCUGACUGCUCUGACUGAGAAUCCAGCCUAGAGCAGCUGUGACCUUCAUUUCCUUCAAAAGAAAAGCCACCCUUUUUUGCCGUAUGUCUCAGUCUUAUAACUGUGAACUUCUGUAGCAAUUGAACCAACAAAGCCCUUUUUUGCCUAGUAAGGAGGCGAAUUUUGAUAAGCUUUCUGAAUAAUGCCGUUUCCGACGUUUUUUGACACACACACGAAAAUAAGCUACACGUUAUUCAGUAGCAUUUGUACAAAGAACAAUACCUACUUUCCUUGUGAAUAGUCAUUUUCCUGUUUUCCACUCGCCUUCUUGGAGCAGUUCACAUCAUGAUGUGUUGCAAGAACAUGCCUCACUCUGGGUAUCUUUUUUUUUUUUUUUUCAAUGGCCCCAAACUGAACCAUGGUAGAGCUGAUAGCUUGGAGGGCCCAGAAUGGCAUGAAUUCGAAAAGAGAAUAAUAAUGGAAAUCACCAGCAGACUUCAGCCUCAAGUUGAGUUCAGAAAUCCAGCUGUCACUGUUGGGAAAUAUCUUGGAGUUUUCCAUGGGUUUGUAAGAACUGCUUCCCCAAGAGGUAGCACAGCGGAUUCUCUGCCUGCCUCCACCCAGUCCAGCACUGGCACGUGUAAGCCAUCUGGGUAAGCCUCGAUGCUUCUUUCAGGGACGUGAUGCAGACCUCAGCUUGGAUCUGUUUGUCACUGUUUGUCAAGUUGUUGCCAGGUGAAUGGGUCCUUUCUUCAGAACUCCACCACUGACUGAUUUCAGAAAGGGUCGAGAACUCCAAACUGUCCCAGCAGGUUUGCUUUAAACAGCAGAGCACAGCCUCCAUUCACGUCCCCAGCUGUUCAGAAAGUCAUAUUAGGUCAACAAACCAACUUCCAUUCUGAGUGCACUUUUAUAGGUUUUAUGCUUUAGCAUGUCUGGGAGAUGGGUUGAUGAACAAUAUAAACGUUAUAUGGAUAAA